AUGGAGGCAGAGGAGAUCAAGACCAAGCCUCACAAGCAGCUGGUGGUGUGCCAGUACUCCACAGGCAACACCAAAGAGCAAUGCAAGGAGGCCGCCAGACUACUUGCCCUGCCCAACCUGGAGCUAGCUAAAACGCUUGAGGGUCAUGCUGCACCAAAGCCCACCACUCUGCAGAAUCUUAUCAAGGAACUCAAUUGCCUUGUUCCAGAGGGUCAGGUGUUCAUCUCCCUUGACAACCUCAACUCUGCCAUGGAGGCUGACUGCUGCUGUGAAGAUCCUGAGGAGCUUUGCCACAUCUGGGACUGGAUCUGUGUUGUGGAAUACAUUGUGCUGUGUGGUAAAAACAUUGAGAUUGAGCAGCCCCACAGCAUCACCUCCAAAGUUGUUGACAUGUUCCACAAGCACCCAUUCCAGUUGAAACUUCUCAGUGAUGAGGCAGAGGAGACCACACCUCGCCAGUUAUGA
Acanthamoeba castellanii str. Neff is the source of this 465-nucleotide messenger RNA. RefSeq lists its product as uncharacterized. Bases 1 to 465 code for a protein of 154 amino acids. NCBI's taxonomy places the organism in Eukaryota, Discosea, Longamoebia, Acanthamoebidae. The record is from RefSeq and is a predicted model, not a curated record. The transcript is spliced from 4 exons.